GGAGGAGCAGCCGCCGCCGCCGCGAUGAUCACCGGGCGCGACAUCUAUGACGUGCUGGCGGCGAUCGUGCCGCUGUACGUGGCGAUGUUCUUGGCGUACGGGUCGGUGCGGUGGUGGGGCAUCUUCACGCCGGACCAGUGCUCCGGCAUCAACCGCUUCGUCGCCGUCUUCGCCGUGCCGCUGCUUUCCUUCCACUUCAUCUCCACCAACAACCCCUACGCCAUGAACUACCGCUUCCUCGCCGCCGACUCGCUGCAGAAGCUCGUCAUCCUCGCCGCGCUCGCCGUGUGGCACAACGUGCUGUCGCGCUACCGGCGGAACGCCGGCGCCGCCUCGCUCGACUGGACCAUCACGCUCUUCUCGCUGUCCACGCUGCCCAACACGCUGGUCAUGGGCAUCCCGCUGCUCCGAGCCAUGUACGGCGACUUCUCCGGCUCGCUCAUGGUGCAGAUCGUCGUGCUCCAGAGCGUCAUCUGGUACACGCUGAUGCUCUUCCUCUUCGAGUACCGGGGCGCCAAGGCGCUCAUCUCCGAGCAGUUCCCGCCGGACGUCGGCGCCAGCAUCGCGUCGUUCCGGGUCGACUCCGACGUCGUCUCGCUCAACGGCCGCGAGGCGCUGCAGGCGGACGCCGAGGUCGGCCGCGACGGCCGCGUUCACGUCGUCAUCCGCCGGUCCGCCUCCGCCUCCACCACGGGCGGCCACGGCGCCGCGCGCUCCGGCGUGUCCCGGACGUACGGCGCGUCCAACGCCAUGACGCCGCGCGCGUCCAACCUCACCGGCGUUGAGAUCUACUCGCUGCAGACGUCGCGCGAGCCCACGCCGCGCGCGUCCAGCUUCAACCAGGCCGACUUCUACGCCAUGUUCUCCGGCAGCAAGAUGGCCAGCCAGAUGGCUAGCCCCAUGGCGCAGCACGGCGCCGGCGGCCGCGCGCAGGGCCUCGACGAGCAGGUCACCAACAAGUUCGCCUCCGGCAAGGGCGGCGACCCGCCGGCGUAUCCCGCGCCGAACCCCAGCAUGAUGCCGGCGCCAAGGAAGAAGGAGCUCGGGGGCUCAAACUCUAACUCCAACAAGGAGCUGCACAUGUUCGUGUGGAGCUCCAGCGCGUCGCCGGUGUCGGAGGCCAACCUCCGCAACGCCGUCAACCACGCCGCCUCGACCGACUUCGCCUCCGCGCCGCCGCCGGCGGCCGCUCCUGUCGAUGGCGCCACUCCCAAAGGGGUGAGUGGCACUGUCACGCCGGCGAAGAAGGACGGCGGCGGCGACCUGGAGAUCGAGGACGGCCUGAAGAGCCCGGCGGCGGGUCUGGCGGCGAAGUUCCCGGUGUCAGGGUCACCCUACAUGGCGCCGAGGAAGAAGGGCUGCGCCGCCGACGUGCCGGGGCUGGCGGAGGCGGCGCACCCGAUGCCGCCGACGAGCGUGAUGACGCGCCUCAUCCUCAUCAUGGUGUGGCGCAAGCUCAUCAGAAACCCCAACACCUACUCCAGCCUCAUCGGCCUCGUCUGGUCCCUCGUCUCAUUCAGAUGGAAUAUCCAAAUGCCUUCAAUAAUAAAGGGAUCCAUAUCAAUAUUGUCAGAUGCAGGACUAGGAAUGGCUAUGUUCAGCUUAGGCUUGUUCAUGGCUCUGCAACCAAAGAUCAUUUCUUGUGGCAAGACCGUUGCGACAUUUGCAAUGGCAGUGAGGUUCUUGACUGGUCCAGCUGUUAUUGCAGCUACUUCUAUUGCCAUUGGACUCAGGGGAGUGCUUCUGCAUGUUGCCAUUGUUCAGGCAGCACUUCCGCAAGGCAUUGUCCCAUUUGUGUUUGCCAAGGAGUACAAUUGCCAUCCUCAAAUACUUAGCACAGCGGUUAUUUUUGGGAUGCUCAUCGCGCUUCCGAUCACGAUACUCUAUUAUGUUCUUCUUGGGAUAUAGUGCUUUUGAAGAUGGCAAAAAAAUGGCUAGGAAAAGUAGGAUUCUAGUUUUCUAGAGAAAAAAUGCCAAAAGAAACAUAUGGGCUUUCUUGAAGACCUGAAGAACUACCAGAGCUGAACAAUAGGGGGAAAUGAAACUAAGUAGGAUCCUGGCUAGAGAGAAAUGCAAAGGAAAGACACACUUGAUUCCAUUAUUUUAUUUUAUUUUUUGCAACUGUUUUGGCAUCAAAGUAAAGGUUAGGGCUUUGAGUAUGAAGAGUUCAACCGUUAAUUUGACAAGUUGGGUUGGCGGUACU
Molecule: messenger RNA, 2203 nt
Organism: Oryza brachyantha (malo sina)
Lineage: Eukaryota; Viridiplantae; Streptophyta; Magnoliopsida; Poales; Poaceae
Product: auxin efflux carrier component 2
Exons: 7
Coding region: 25-1908 (627 amino acids)
Biological process (GO): auxin export across the plasma membrane; auxin polar transport
Cellular component (GO): plasma membrane; endoplasmic reticulum
Molecular function (GO): auxin efflux transmembrane transporter activity
Source: RefSeq, a predicted model, not a curated record